AUGACGCAACCCAUGGUUGUCGAAGAUCCUGAUCACGGUGUUGGGCUCAAGCAAACGAAAGAGAUGCCAACCCUGUCCGCCGAAGAAAUACCUCCCACAACUUUCCACUCAUUCUCAUACCUCGCAACAGAACUUCGACUCAAGAUCUGGAAGGCAUCUUGUUUCCCUUACGCAGCCACCAAACGCGGCCUCCACUACAUCAAUCUGGAAUCCAUUGGGGGUAACGAGAUAUCUGGGGAAGUGACCACGGAGAUGGCAGCAACGGAGAUGAAGGCACUCCAUCCCGAUUUCCCGACCACGCCCAAUGACCAGGGGUUGCCGGACGCGCAAAUAGAUCUGCCUAUAUGUGGGACGCUGGUCUUUGGAAAGCUUGCAGAGAACCUCGACCUCCCCGACUUGGAUGAGUGCCUCAGUAAGGCUUGUCAACCAUACCCCUGGAAGCCGUGGCAUGAAGAAUUGGAAGACGACGAGGAACCGUAUGAGGAGCGACCAGGUCUUGAAAGCUCAGCUCAUGAGCCUGAGCCCUUUCCUCCUACCUGUCUUCUUUAUCGCCACAAAAAACAUGCAGAGCGCUUUAUGGUCAUGCCCACCCGAGACCUAUUUUGCAUCAAGAGCCUCGGUAGAGGGGAUUUACCAGUCACUAUUCAGGCUCCUCGACUUCAUGUUCCUUGUCCCAAUGGCCAGGAAAGCGUCCUACUGCACUCGUUCAAUCUUGUCUUUGAUUUUCACACCAGUUGGCUCCAUGAUUUCCCUGAGAGCUGGAACGAACUCACGGAGGAAGACUCCCCGCGAGACCUUUUUGCGACUUGGGCUAAUACCGGCAAUAAUAGCCGUGGUGAUGCACCGUGUAUCUAUCUUCUCAAGAAGGCUGCCCGUAGGGUGCCACACUGGGGGACGAAAGACGAUAUAGUCUUUCAUGAUUGCGACAAUGCAUACGUGGAAGUUGAUAAUGAAUACUUCGGCUUCUUUCCGGGUAAGCCAGCAGAGGCUUCAGCCAUGCUACAAUUUCUCUGGCGUGUUUGGGCACUUCGGACGGUUGCUUUUUGCGAGGACUGUACCCAUGACGAAAUAUGUGAGAUAUGUCAGCUCGAUCCAGGUUUCGAUAUGACUGAGUUUGUCAAAGUUCUCGUUCGCCACGAAAAGGAACCCGCUCGAGGUCAAAUCGAGGAUCGAGUUGAUGAACUGGACGAAUUGGCAAAAGGCAACGACUGUGAAGUCGAGCAUGACAGCGAAGACGACAAGGAAGUCCAAGAGGCAUCUGAGUCUAAGAAUUAG
Fusarium fujikuroi IMI 58289 is the source of this 1275-nucleotide messenger RNA. RefSeq lists its product as uncharacterized. The transcript has 2 exons. Bases 1 to 1275 code for a protein of 424 amino acids. NCBI's taxonomy places the organism in Eukaryota, Fungi, Ascomycota, Sordariomycetes, Hypocreales, Nectriaceae. The record is from RefSeq and is a predicted model, not a curated record.